AUGGCGACGGCAAGAAAAGGAAGGGAGCUUUUUACUAUUUUGGAAACUAGCGCGGAUACAGAAAGUAGCUCGGUAUGCGACGGUCGGGACACUCCACCGAACCUUUCGGCUGAUGUGAAGUGGUUCGAAAUCCCCGACCGAAAGCCAGACUCGGACGAGGAAGAGGGCGAAGUGCGGGAGGAGGAGGAGGCGGUGGACGGCGAGGGGGAGAAUGGACUCUCGGCAGCCGCGGCGGAGCCCGCAGACGCGGGCAGCCUCAACAUUAUUCUGGUGACCGGGACCAGCAAUGGGCUCAAACACGACGAGGACACCGAGGACUGUUGUUAUUCCACCUCCACCGAUUCGGAUAUCGACUUCUCGGAUCUGGAGGAGGAGGAGCAGCGCCGGAGCUGUUGGAGCCUGGGCGACGACUCGGACGAGGACUGCACCGCUCCGGACUUCUGGAGGGAGCCGGACCAGGUCAUCGCGAUCGAGCCCUUCGCUGCGCCCAGCGGCCCGCAGCACUCGCUGGGGGACGAUGCCGACACCCGUGACUAUUUCCGGAUACUCUUCCCAGAUUCUCUUUUUGAACACAUGGUAGAACAAACAAACAAUUACGCCCUCUAUCGGCAAAGGAGGAGUGGGAAGGCAGACCCAAACUGGCACCCCACUGAUGUGAGGGAGAUGAAAGCCUACGUGGGUCUGAACAUCCUGAUGGGGGUCAAUCAGCUGCCGGACCCGGGCAUGUACUGGGCCAGCGACGUUUUUAUUGGCAACGCUGGAUUUAAAAAGACAAUGACGGCCAGGCGCUUUGAAAAGCUGACCCAGUACCUGCAUCUGUGUGACCGCGGGUCCCAGCCGGUGCGCGGAGAGAGGGGCUACGACGGCCUCUACAAAAUCAGACCCCUUCUGGACGUGCUGGAAAACACUAUAUGGGACGCGUACAUGCCCAACCGCUGCCUGACGGUAGAUAAGUGUGCCAUAGUGAUGAAGGGACGCUACGCCCCCUCGCAUUACAUGCCCUCUAAACCGCUGAAGAAGGGCUUGAACGUGUGGAUGCUGUGUGACUCGCGCUCCGGCUACUGCCACCGGGCAAAGCUCCACGUAGGCAAACCCUGCGAGGACGAGGAGGCGGCUGUGCUGGGCUACAGAGCGGUGACCUCUCUGGUGCGGGGCCUGGAGGGUCAGCACCACCACAUCUUCAUGAACAGCUUCUUCUCCUCUGUUCCCCUCCUCCAGAGGUUGUUGAAGGACGGACUGUACGCCUGUGGUCCCGCCCACCCGGGUCGCAAAGGUUACCCCGAGGUGCUUAAACCUGGCAACGUUGGAAAGCUGGCCCAGGGGGAGUUCUACCAGUGCCAGCGUGGCAACCUCAUCGCCACAGUGACUCGGGAUGUCAAAAUGGUUUACUCCUUAUCCACCAACUCGGCGCCUGGCAUCGUGGGAAUCAGCCCACCGCAGAGGCAGCAUGAAAUGGAUUUGGAGGACGACUACAUGGAGAGUUUGUCCUUUGGCCUGCCCCGACCUUUGCCCUUGCUGCUGUACCAGGAGAACAUGAGGGGUGUGGAUCUUUGUGACCAAAUGAGGGAGUGCUACCAAGUCGGGCGGCCAUGUAAGAAGUGGUGGCGCUACUUCCUGUGGUUCUAUGUGAAUUUGUGCAUUGUCAACGCGUACAUUAUCCUGAAAGAGAGCCGGGGCGGAAGCGCUCCGGCCGGCUUUAACGGAAAACAGUUCACCCAUCGCCACUUCCGGGUGCGACUGGCGCAACAGUUGAUCGGAGACUACCAAGGAGCGAGAGGCAUGGAGCGCGCCGCGAGGAAGAGGCACGCGGACUCACCCAUAGAGUACGGCCACCGGCUGGAGCGCAUGUCUGAGCGCUCGCGCCGCUGCAGGAACUGCACCAACAAGGGACUGCGGCACGAAAGCGUGUUCGGCUGCAAGAUAUGCAACGUCCACCUAUGCAGGGGAGGCUGCUUCUCUGAGUUUCAUAAAUAA
Synchiropus splendidus (mandarinfish) is the source of this 1974-nucleotide messenger RNA. RefSeq names its product piggyBac transposable element-derived protein 4-like. Lineage: Eukaryota; Metazoa; Chordata; Actinopteri; Syngnathiformes; Callionymidae. The coding region runs from base 1 to 1974 and encodes 657 amino acids. The record is from RefSeq and is a predicted model, not a curated record. The transcript has a single exon.